CAAGGAUGCGCACGCGACCGGGCUUGUCGCCGACCUGCGGCGGGACCGUCUCGCGAAGCACAUUCUGGACGGAGUUGACGCGGGUCCAUUCGUGCGAAAUUUUUUCUACCUACGCCCUUGCGAACUAUGUCUAAGUGUUGGGUCCACGACGCCUCGCAUUCACAGGGUCCAGGCGGGCGACAGCAGCGGUCGGUCGAUCCUACGCAGGACAACUUCUUUGCGUCGAUCGUAAGCCCGACGCCGCGGCAGCAGAGCGACCGCUCGCGCAGACAGUCGCGCUCCACGCGUGAGGGCGUCACAAACGCGAGGGAAGACCCCGUUGCUACGGAGCGACCGACGCUUGAAUGGCAAGACCGCCUGUCGGAGUCGCUUGCACGAUGGUCCCAGUCCCGUCAGUAUGAGCAGCCGGUUCCGAGUGACUCCUCGCAACUGCUACCUUUCCAACGUAGUGCCCCUGCUACGGAUGAUGCCCGGGAGCCCGCGCGACACAAGCGAAGAUUGACGGACUCUGCAUCCACGCACCACGAACUGUCAUGGGACGAUGUGCAUGCCACGCCAGACACAGAUGAAGAUGAACUCGACGACUGUGCGGACGCUUUUGGACAUCUGUCGUUCGAUGAACAUCGUGAGGUCCGGUACCACGGCAAGUUGAGCGGUAUCCACCUCCUUGCGCAGCAUCAGCGCGAGGAUAAGCGCAACUUCGGUGGCGUCUGGAAGUUCCCUAUGGCAAAACUCUGGCCGCCCGUGCCGGCGGGCGAAACGGAGUAUGGCCAGCGCGAGAAGUCGAGGCUCAGCCUGGAAGCGAGUAUACCGAUGCCCCCGCCGGAUGUGCGGCUACACCUCAUCAGGAUAUUCUUCACCUAUGCGAACACGGCGUUACCUGUCCUGGACGAGGAAUCAUUCAUGGAGCAGUAUCAUGCAGAGUAUGGCCCGGCUCAGCCAAGUGCGCGCUCAGCGGAGGGUGUCAUCCCGGGCCCCAGCGGCUCUGACCCAGCUGGUAUAACGCAGCCUGAGCGGAUGCAGAAGUUGUCGAAACUGUUGCUGUUUGCUGUGUUUGCGUUUGCAGCGCAGUACUGGGAUACGAACCAGGCAGAACAGUAUGCCGCGAACGCUAGGAGACUGCUUGACUUGGUGUAUGGCGAGAGUCGUACCUCGACUGUGCAGGCUCUGGUCCUGAUGGGAGUGCGCGAGUUCGGUAAUGCGAGCGUGGAAGAAGGCUGGCUGCAUGUCGGAAUGGCCGCACGCAUGGCCGUUGACUUGGGGCUCAACCGGAACUCCGAGAAAUGGCUCAACAAUGGACGCGAGAUGUUUUCGCACAAGGAGCAGAACAUCCGGAGGACGAUUUGGUGGGCAUGUUGCUUUGCAGAUAAAUACGCAUCACUUUUCCUAGGAAGACCGAUCAUUGUGCACGAAGCCGACUUCUCGACUUUGCUCCCUGAAGUUUCACAGGAGGACGAACAUGUGUGGGUGCCGAUGAGCAACAAUCCUCAAGAUCAAAGCAUUCCGGCUAUGCCUGGCUUACGGCAAAGUUACCAUCGGGCGGCGUCAGCAUUGACGGUCAUCCACGGCGAGAUAGUCGAAAAGAUCUAUCCGGUGACUCGUGUCCAUCAGCUUCCCCGUCGUGCUCUCAUGGAACAAAUACAUUCGCGGCUAAUACAAUGGUCACUCGAUCUGCCUGAAGUGUUGCAAUACUCAUCGAAGAGCAAACGACCAUGUCCCCCGCCGCAUGUCCUGGUGCUACAUAUUCAGUUCUGGGCGAUGAUGUUGCUGCUCCACAGGCCAUUCAUUCCAAAAAGCUUACGCUCGAAAACACCACCCUCUCCUUCAGGGGAUGAUCACGUACCCUGGAAGUCAUUUGAUUUCUGUCAAAGCUCCGCUUCCCAUAUCAGCGCCUUCGCUACAUUGUAUAACCAGCAUUACGACAUACGCUGGGCCCCACCGUUGAUAUCUUCAACCCUUCAAAGUGCAGGCAUUAUGCAUGUCGUGGCAUUGAGGCUACGGUCAAAUGACGCUCGAGCAGCGACAGGCUUGACCCAAUGCAUCGAUGUCUGCGAUCGAAUGCGUGACGUUUGGCACACUACUGCUCGAGUAGCGGACCUCCUCCGAGGCGCUGGGGUGCAGAUCGCAGUAGCAUUGACAGGACCGGCUAACCCGUCGCGCAAACGUCCCGUGGAGGUCGCGCUGGAGGAAUACUCUGCCGAACAACCUGCAGACACCCCCCAGCCUCAGCAGGUUGUCGCUCCUGUUGUACCCUCCCACGGGUACGCCGAGGGUUCUCGUGUUCGGCCCAUACCAACUACUGUGCCGCUUCCUCAGCCACAGCCACACCAGGACCCUCAGUACGGGCCUAACUUCAUGACUGCCCUUCUUGGUCCGGACUACGUUCCAACAGCCUCUGUCGCUCCCGGCUACGAUUGGUGGCCACUGGAGUCGACGAGCGAACCCGCACCUAUGCCUGAACCACCAUCACAAUAUGUCCCUACCUCUCAACCACUCACGAUGCCCUCGCAAUCGUUCACCUUCACACAGGAGCAGUUCUCGCAGGACUUCUUGCAAGGAAUGAGAGAUCCUGUCCUGCACUUCCCUUCAGCGUAUCCGCCCCGUUAACUCUUCAGAUCCUCAACUUCGGUGUUUACCUCUUUGCUUUCCUGUGUUUCCCGCGUUUAUAUCUCAAGCAUGGAAAAAGACAAAAUGUAGCUGCAGGUGUAGUAUUGCGC
Messenger RNA from Rhodofomes roseus, 2717 nucleotides. RefSeq names its product fungal-specific transcription factor domain-containing protein. Bases 127 to 2607 code for a protein of 826 amino acids. Lineage: Eukaryota; Fungi; Basidiomycota; Agaricomycetes; Polyporales; Fomitopsidaceae. The transcript has 20 exons. Gene Ontology annotation, molecular function: DNA binding; zinc ion binding. Gene Ontology annotation, biological process: DNA-templated transcription. The record is from RefSeq and is a predicted model, not a curated record.